Lynx canadensis (Canada lynx) is the source of this 10812-nucleotide messenger RNA. It is a transcript of the gene ZNF597, whose product is annotated as zinc finger protein 597. Gene Ontology annotation, biological process: regulation of transcription by RNA polymerase II. Gene Ontology annotation, molecular function: DNA-binding transcription factor activity, RNA polymerase II-specific; RNA polymerase II cis-regulatory region sequence-specific DNA binding. Lineage: Eukaryota; Metazoa; Chordata; Mammalia; Carnivora; Felidae. The record is from RefSeq and is a predicted model, not a curated record.
CCGAUGCGUUUGAGGAUCUGGCUGUGUUUUUUUCUCAAGAGGAGUGUGUGUGUCCUGCACUCUGUCCAGAGGUCCCUCAGCAGAGCAUUACACAGGAUUGUUUCGAGGAGAUGGCCUUGAUGGGAGGGAAAGGCAAGACUGGGAUUACUCAGCAGUUAAAUCUAGACUCUAUGGGAGUUGAGGAACUGGCCCCAGAAAACUCCUCCAUUGCUGUGCCCCUUGUCUAUUACCCAGAAAAAUCUUCUGAGACUGGAGGUGGAGACCCUGAAAGAAAAGUAUCAGGUGGAACUCCUGCUUGCAAGAAAAGGUUCAUAAGCCUAUUAGUUACCAUCGAAAACCAUACCCCAUUAAUAGACCCACCUCAAUGUCUAGAAACUACAGCACUUUCUGAAAUUCUUGAAUUUUCUGGGGAAGAAGCCAAAAGUUUGUAUAAGUGUCCUGAAUGUGACCAAAGCUUCAGUGAUAAUUCAUACCUUGUUUUGCAUCAGAGAACUCAUUCAGGAGAGAAGAAGUAUAAACGUGGUGACUGUGGGAAGAUUUUCAAUCACAGAGCUAACCUGAGGACACACAGGAGAAGCCACGCUGGCGAGAAGCCUUAUAAGUGUGGUGAGUGCGGCAGCAGCUUCCGCCAGCACUCACAUCUGUCUCGGCACAUGAAUAGCCACGUAAAGGAGACGCCCCACACAUGUGGCAUCUGUGGGAGAGGUUCUUUGUGGCCCCUAGGGUUGGCACAGCAUCAGAAAACCCACGCUGCCAAAAAAGCCUAUGAAUGUACUGACUGUUGUAAAGGUUUCGGUCAGAAGACAAAUCUUGCUUUGCGUGAGGAAAUGCACACGUCAGCCACCCAGUACCCGUGCACUCAGUGUGUGCAGUGCUUUGGACAGCCCUCACACUCUGUCCUCCCCGAGCAGGGCCACGAGGACGACUGUGAGGACGACGCCGAACACUGCGGUGACUGCAGAGAAAAUUUGCUUUUGUUCUCAAAAUUCAAACCCUUAAAAUGUCCCGAGUGCGCAGUGACCUUCCUCCGUGUCUCUGAGCUUAUUUCCCAUCAGAGCGUUCACAGAGGGGAAAAGCCCCAUAAAUGUAAAACAUGUACAAAGAGCUUUAUUUUGGACUCAGAGCUCGCAUGCCACCAGAAGAGCCACACAGGAGAGGAGCCUUUUAAACGUACCAUGUGUGGAAAAAGUUUCAGGUUGAAUAGACAUCUCGUUAUUCAUCAGCAAACCCAUAAGAAAACCACCAUGUAAAUAUAGCCAGUUUGCAUUCCUACUCUGCUUUUCCGUAUCUGUACUGAAAACCAGGGAGGAGUUGUCCUUUAUAUGCCAGACGCGUGACACACAUUCCAUGCCCUGCACCCCAACCUUGCUUUGGGCACUGUGAUUUCUACUUUAUAACCGAGGAAGCAUAAUCAUUGUCACAGCCAGUGAAUGAAGCCAGGAUUCAGUAACUCACUCACUGUUCAGAUACCAUUUGGAUGAGCCAGAUAAUGAUACAGAACUUUUUUUAAUUCAGUUUUCAUUAAACUGAAAGUUUUGCUGGAGUUGUUUUAAUUUUGUUACAUGGUUUGUAAGUUAACUUCUGGAAGGAGAAGAAUUUUGUUUUAUUUUUUGCCAGUUCUGCAGAUCUCGUAUCUAGGAAAGUAAUGCACCUCUGUGUUAAGCUUUUUUUCACUAUAACUAUCUGAAUGUAACAUUUGUUCUGAGAGCUGAUAUUUCACGUGCUAGUUUCUGAAGUGGUUUGGAAGCUUGUAUUUCUGGUGUGGAAAGUUCCCAAAUAGGUGGACAGGUUGGUGUUAUGAUGCCGAUUAGUAUCUUUGGAGUUCCCAUUCUGAGAUCUGAUGCCACUGGCCUUUCUGACUCAUUUGCAAGGAAUUUUGACUGUCUGACUGUAGCCCUUUCUGGUGCCUGGACUUGAGUGAAAGUUACUUGCUUCCCUCUGAAAGGAUUUACCUCUAGUCUCUACCAAAGCACAUUACCUGCCUUUCUAUGAGUAAUAGUAACUGGUGUUUAGUGAACCUGGUAUAUUAUCUAAUUUAAUCUGCAGGAUAAAGCUGACAGAGAAAGGGCUAUCCUUGUUUCAUAAAUGAGGAAAGUGAAGCCCACAGAGGGUAAAGUCAAAGUCAGUACGUUGCCCAAGACAAAAAUAGCAAUGUACUGAAGCCGGCAUUUAACCUUGGGUCCCUCUGACGGUAAAGGUUGUGCAUUCUUCAAUAUUGUUGUGUGUUGGCUUUGUGUUGGGGCCGCAAGCCACCAGGGAGGCCGAGCUGGGUGGAUGAGAGCGGUCAUCAUGGAGGCUACCCCGUGCACAUGCAUCCUAGAACCCCUCCACUGCCCUGUGCUUUAUCCCAAGCCUGACUUACAUGUAUGGUUAUAAAGCAAAAGAAAGAUUCCCCAAGACUUCCAGUUCAAAUUCCCAUCCCUGUGACCAGAUCAGAGACUGCAGACUCUACAGAGUACAGUCCUUAUGGUUUCAGUUGGGUUUUGGUUUAAAAAAACAAAAUGCCCUCUUCAUCUCCAAAGAAAAAUGCAUGCAGAAAACGCUUAAGAGUUUCACCAAACUACCUGACACCACGUAAGUCUUUAGAUACUGCCGUUACAUAUAAAUAUUGGAGCAAGAUAUUCUUAAAUGGGUUGGUCAUUCAUGUUAAAGAAUCAGGGAAUCUUGUAAAGAUACAUUCAUACACAAUUUCUCUUUAAAGAAAAACUGUGUACGUAUCAGCAAAGCUGUUUUUAAAUGGACUUUUGAUCAGGAUGUGAGAAUGGUCUUACUCUACUUAAACAGUAUAGAAGUAUGGCAUUGACUAAAAUGGGGUUGUCACUGGGAAACCACGUGAGCAAUAGUACGCCUCUUUAGGCAAGUAGUACUUGGAAGAUGUGGUUUUUCUACAGGACAGCAGGUUGAGAACUGAAUAUACAAAAUGAUGGAGGCUGCUGCUCUAAGCUCUUAACACUGUGCAGAGGCAAGAAACUAUUCCUGGGGAGUAAGGGAAAUGGAGACCCCAACCCAGCUCACUCCUAACUCCCUUUUUGUUGGUCUUGUUUCUUGUUUGCAGCUCCACAGUUGAGACCCUGUGACCUGAAUGUCAGGGUCACGUUUGACUCUCUGUUUUGGAUGUCUCCACUCAAUACGAGACACCAGUCUGCUGGGGCUUUCGGAUCUUAAAUUAAAAAGUGAAGUUAUCUGCAGGGUUUUCUUCAGCAAGUCUCUGGGGAGCUUAGAAUUGUGUAGAAAGAUGGUCUCUAGUUGGAUUUCUUAUCAGCCAACUUUGGGAUGUACUUUGCUAAACACCAGAAAGUAAUAUCUGCCAGCUCCCCUGCUUCCGCCUUUGGUGGGAGCAUUAUCAUGUAUUAGGGGCUCUCCUGUUUCAGCCGAAUGAACAGGGUUGCAGGGUGGGGAAUGAAACUGGGAAGAAGCCCCUGCUUGCAGAGUUGCUGCAGAAAGAAGUAGGGAAGGCUAUCUUAGAAGGCACUUGUGCAGAAUGGGGCUGACAUAGGACAUGGAAGCUGUCAUCCUUCCCUUUGCUCCUAAGACAGUAAGGGGGAGGGUGAGCCUUUAUGCUGUAAGUGCUGUUCUGCACCUGUCUGUGGGAAGUCACCUUUCCAGAUGAGGCUUCCUUCACAAUUAAAUUCAGGUUUUACAUUUUUGUUUAUUCUCUAGAUUUUGUAAGAUUAUGUCAAGCCUCCAUAAUUGAUAAGAAAAAUAGCAUUUUUAUAAAGACAUUAAUAUACACAGAAGUGUAAUUAAAAUGACUUUGUGGUGUAGUAACCAUUGCUAACGACCAGUAUGCAGGAAAAAAAAAAAUGAAAAACCAGUUUGAGUGUCAGUUACUGUGAAAGAGGCAUAUUUUCAAUUGUUGCCUUAUUGUGCAUUUGCACGUAAACACACUUCCUGGAAGCUGCUCUGAGCCCAAAGAGUUGGAAGAAAGGUUGAGUUCACCAAUGAAAUCCAUGCUGUUUUUAUGAUGCUGGCUUUUUUACCCUUCUGUUUACAGUGUCAACUGAUGGAGAUAGAUUUUGCAGUUUGUCAUGAAGUCAGAGAUAUUAGCCAACUAUGUUAGUAUUGACAAAUACUGGAUAAAAUGAUAUAUGCAGGAGUUUAUCGUUAGGAGUGGUUGGUUCACUACCUUUUGCAGCGUGGAUGUUGACAUACUAUGCAGGGUGAGAACUGUGUACGAAGAAAUUGACUUUUGCACAAAUUUGAUUUCUGUUGAUGGGUAAAAAAAAAUGUGUAUCAAACAUGUCUUUAAUGUGAUUGCCUGAAUAUCAUGGCGCAUUAACAGCCAUCAUUGCUACAGACAGCAUUAUUCCAGUAGAAUUCAGAUGUCCAGUUUAUAUUUUAUAACUAAAGAAAUGGUGGAAUUUAGUUGUUAAUCCCAAAGGAGUUGGACUCAAAAUAGUUCUGUUUAGAGCUUCCUUACAGUAGUUAAUAGGCUAUUCACAUCUCCCCAUUUAACACAGAAAAUGACUAACCCAGUAUAAAGGGAGUUACAACUAAAAAGUUACAUUUCACAGUAAAUGGUGUUUUGAGUCUUUGACUUCUGAAAUUCCAUGUAAUUACGUGGCAUUGUUCUGAUGACUGCAGCGUGUUAUACGGUCUAAUACCCCAGAUUUUGCUUAAUCUGCCAGUACUGCACAUGUGUACAAAGUAGAUUAUAGUUUAUCUAAAUAGUCUAUUUUGAAUUGUUCAUUAAACUUGUUGUCUUUAUAGGAUUUCAGUAGUAAAGUGUUUUUUGCUUUGGCCAUCUGUUUAAAAAGCAAAAGUAACUAAAUGGUCUUAUUUGAAGUAUGCCUACUCAUCUGUUUUGUUUUGUAGACUGAGAGAACUAAUAUCAGGAUGAUCACUACCCAUCUUUUCACCGCCCAUCUGACUACAGGUUUUUUGUCUUUUAGUUUUCAACAUCCCUCCUUGCAUUAACACUCUCGGGGGCGGGGGUGGGGGGUGGAGGUAGUAUAACAUAUACGUACAUUUGUAUAACCCUGAGAAAAUGCUGCAAUCUCUAGUUCCUCUGAAUACCUCAGAAGUAUGUUUGUUGUGUGCACUUGUACUGUCUAAUGUUUUGAUUUUACAGAUUUUGGUAUAUUCUCAUCACUCUUAGCUCCAGAAUGCACGCUGUCACUAGGCUGUGAUUGUCUAUCUGACACGCGAUUUGGCAUCUAAUAAAUGCUAUUCUUGAUGAUGCAAUGAAGUGAACUUUUUCUUUUACACUGCAGUGGUUUUACAUGGCAGCGAAUUUUGAAAACUGGCGGGAUUGUGGUUUGGAGUGUAAACGAGUGACUUCGAGCCACGUAAUAAUGGAGGUAAAAAUCGCAAAGAAAAAUUCCAGCGCGAACCGUGGGACCGCCCUGGACUUCGAUGCCCCCUCCCGCCGCGGCGGUCCGGAGUCCGGCACCUCCGACCGCGCAACCAGGGGAGUGCCCUCGUGCUGCCCGCCCAGCGCCGGGGGUACGAGCCGCCCUCGCGCGGUUCGGCUCCCAGGGCCUCUGCGCGUUCAAGGAGCGCAGGCCGGCGGGAAUGCCAGCGAGAUGAGACGCGCUAGAGCGGCCCGCCGGGCUGGGAACAGGAAGUCGCGCGCUCACUUCCGGUGCCCUCUUCGGGUGGCGCGGCUGCGCGCUCCCGGGGCGGCCGUGGCGCGAAUUGUGGCGGUUAUCCGGAGGCUGUCCUGGCGGGGCCCCUGACCCACCCCCGUCAGUCAACCGCGGGGUGGUCUUCGCAGAAAUUGGGCCGCGGCCCGGGAGAGUUUGCUACGGGUCCCUCAGGUCUUGCCCUCCGCGCCACGGGUGUGACUGCCUGGGACCGAACGAUUCUCUGCCCCGCGACUCUAGGCACCGACCGCCCCGAGGGCAGGAGGAGCCCGUGCUACCUCCCCGGCCCGAGCCCUGCUUUGACAGUGCGAAACCGCGGGCACGCCUUGCUCGCGGGCCUUUGGCUUGUAGAAAGGGACGCUUUGUGCUUCUCUCUAGACCCGGCGCCAGUCUCCGUCUGCCUUCUGUGUGCCCCGCAGCCGAAUUCUAAUGUGCUUCUGUUACGUAGAGUAUCCCGGGCUCACCUGACUACAGGGUCCCCCCGCCGCCAAGCGAGCUUCGCCACUCCUAUGACUGCGAAGACGUCGCUUUAUGUGUAGCCCAGAUUUCUUCUCUCCCUGCGCUCCAGAUCCCUAUAUUCAAGUGUCUGUGAGACAUCUUCCUUUGGAUGUCUCCGACACAUCAAAGCACAUGCCUUACCCUGAACUCAGGCUUUUUAGUCCUUGAUCUGUUUGCCUCCAGUAUGUGGCGCCACACACACACAAUUGCUCACACUACCAACACGCUCCCUUUCUCCACUCGCGCAUUCCAUCAAGUUCUGGGGAUUCUACCUCAGAACUGUCUCUCAGACCUGACUGAUUCUCUGUGUUUCCACUGGCUCCACCUUUAACUACUGGCUGAGGUCGACGGAAAUAGCCCUCUGACCUCUCACAUCACUGGGUCUCUGCCAGCACAGCCAACACCUCCGAUCAUGUCACCAUCCAACUUGACAUCUAUCUAGAUCCAAUGGCUUCUCAUCGUCCUUAGGGUAACAUCCAAAAUAGUCAAUGCAACCUUCCUAACCAUUACUGCCCUGCCAACUCCAGCCACUUUCUUUAUUCUCUCUCUUUCUCUCUCCAACUGCACUUUCAGUUCAAAUACACCAAGCUCUUUACUUCUUAAGAAUUGUUAACACGCUUUUUCUUUUAGCAGUAACCACCCCCCCAUCCCUACCUUCCAUUACCAAAUUAAAUAGUAAUUAUAAAACGGAUGUUUUAAUGUCUGUGGGGGCAGGGACCAGACACAUGGCAAGUGCUUAAAAUUGUGCAUAAAGGACAUUUCUGUGGCUCUGUUACUUUUACACUGUUGAUAACAGCUACAAGACUGACUGGAAGAAAGGGAAUAGGCAGUGGUGUUGUCAGUUCAAGUAGGCAGGAGGUUUAACAGUGGCCGAGAAAAGCUGUAAGGAAUUUAGCAAAAAGCUUGACUAAGCUAGUUCUCAGGAUAAAAUGUUAAAGAUGUUCUAUUGCCUGGCAAGAAUAAUUCAGCAAAGAUGCACAACUGCUACAAGCCACAUUUGAAGGAAGUGAGGUAAAUGUGGUUUGAAUUUCAAAUAGAAUUGUGUUCUGCACAAACAGAGAGGGAAACACAAAAGAGUUGGGUCUGUGUCCUACUGCCUUGAACCUUUCGGGACUAAAGCCUUAGUGAUUAAAAUAGCUCAGAUCACAGGCACAGAGGGAUCCGGCCGAUAACAUUUCAUUUCCUGUACCGUUCCCAUCCUGGAAGAGCCCCUGAGUUGGGGAGGAGUAAGCACCCAAGUUGGCAGGCAGAAUGGUCCUACACUUGCAGGCUGGACUGCCCAGGAAAUUACCAGAAGGGGAACUGCUGUCACCCUGACAACCCUGGAACAAAAAGGAACUUGGCCAGCAGUUCCACAUUCCUCUUAGAAGUUAAGUUUCACUUGACUGAACUGGCUCAUGAGCCCAUCCCUGGACCAAUCACUGUGGCUGGGAGGAUGGAGCACACUGGCUAGGCCUGGUUCUCAUGCACUCUCCUGGAGCUGUGGUUGGGGUCAGCCCCACCAGUAUCCCAUGUCCAAAGUGGGAGAGAAGAGGUGACUCCAAAGGAUACCAGGAUACUGUAGGAAGAAGAGAGGCUGGGGGCUGGGGUCAAAAGUAACAGGCAAGUCAGAGUAGACAGACAGGCAAUUGGAGUAGUGAUGAAAACGGCCAACACUAACCAAAGACUCGUUCUGUGCCUGGUCCUCCGAUGCUAAGCACUUUUCCUAGAUUAUUUCACCAUUGUUAUGUACAUUUUCCGCAUGCAGAAAACAGGGCUGGAUUGUAGGGUGUGUUAUGAAGUAGGAGGAGACAGGAAGGAAUUCUCAGGCUCGUUAUGGAAGGUUGGAAGGUGUGCUGUUAAAGCCCAGCUACCUAUGAUUGGUGCAAAAUUCAGAAAAAGAUUCUCAAUCUCCUCGAAGGGCCAGAGAAUAAUCAUGAAGUCUACCUUAAAGUACACUUAAACGUGUGUAACGGUUAAGGGAGAUGUUUGAGGUAUCUAAGGAAUCACUGACAUCAAAUGACGGCAGGAGAAAGCUGGGAGAACCUGACCUUCCUCUCUUAGGUAGAGCCUUCCCCAGUGACUUCCCAUCACGUGAUUCCUGCUCAGUUGUUUUUUUUUUUUUUUUUUUUUUUUUUUUUUCCUAAGUAGUUAUAGUUGCAGUUUUACAUUUGUUGGUGCAAUCACUUGAUUCAUGUCCGUUUCCACCAAUACACUGGGCUUUCUAAGACCGCAGAUGGUCUGGGUUCACAACAGUACUUCCAGCACCUCGUGAUGCCUGGCGUGUAGAAGGCAUUCAAUAAGGAUUUGUCACAAGAGUGAAUGAGCCUCCAAGACAGUCCUUUAGUUUGAGGCUAACGGUCGGUCCCACGCAAGCACGCGCGUUAUGCCUCCCGUCGUGGGCUGGAGGCGGAGCCGUCUGGAACUACAUUUCCCAGAGGGCUCCGCGGCGGCCACCCCCGGGAACGGACGACGUACGUCCUGUCGGGGUGCCCCCCCCCCCCCAUUCUCGCCCACUUAUGCCGAGGUUGCCAGUGGCAGCUGGGUCCGGCUGGGAAGUGUCGACCGGGGUCGCUGGGCGAAAGGAGACUUUCGGGCGUCCUAGGGGGCGCUGGGGAAACACCCCUUACGCCAGGCAAAUCCCUGGCCCCGCAGAGAAGACACCGCUCCCGGCUCCCCGCUCCGUCUUCUGCGCCACCGCGGGUGAAGGGCCCCCGGUGCCGUGGUGAGGACGGAGGGACGGGGCGGGGCUCGGCGUGACCUGCUUUGUGGGUGCAGAUUAGGACAGGGGGGUGCAGUGGUGUGAGAGAGCAGGGCCUGGAGUAGGCAGGGGUCCUGGAAACGAGGAAGAGGGGGUGGCCUCCAGACAGAUUCAGGAGGCAAAAGUAACGAUUUCGUGGGGUGAGAGCAGACAGGCAGAGAGGACUUGGAAGUUUCUGGGUUGGGAGACUGGGUGGCCAGCAGCUUUGUGGAGAGAAGACGUCUUGCCUCCUCUCGAAUCUACAGUUUUUCUAAACUUUCUAGGGAGAUAGGUUAAUCACAAGUGUGACAGUGCAGCUGUGGUAAACGCUUCAGAGGAGAGGUGUGUCAAGCUACGAGAGGGAUUUCACCAGGCCAGGAAGCUGAGGGAGGACACUUCUGAGAGCUCAACAGUGACGUGGGAGUUUAGUGGUUGGAAACCUCUGGAAAGGGCAUAGGGCGGUGGGCGGCUGUCUCUAAUGGAGAACCUCAGGCAGGCCUCUGAUAUGUCGGCUGACUCCCUGUAUAGCAAGCUUUUCCUGCUCCAGAGAAACACAGCCAGAAACUGGAGAACCCAGAUGCCUGACCACACCCUGCAGAGAGACAAGGUGUGACGUUUCCAGGUCCAGUCCCACCUGGUAUGAGACUGUCCCUGGAGCCAUGAGAUGGCUGCAAACUUGAGUGCCCUGGACCUCCCCGUCCCCUAGAACUAGAAAGCCUCCUGAUAAAAGAUGCCACAUGGGGGUGGGAAUCUCACCUGCAGACCCAUGAUCUUGGUCCCCAAACACUGUUGUCACUGUUGGUCCUGAAACUCUGCCACGAGGAGGUGGCUGGGCCAGGGAGGCUCUUGGUCACCGUUGGGGAUUGUGCCAUCAGUGGCUAAGGCCAGAGAUGCCUCCCAAGGAGUGGAUCCUUAAGCUACUGGAGUGCUCGUAACCGUCCUGUCCAAGAGACCCACGUUAGGUUCAGCAUGAGCACCCAGAGGGUGACAAGAGGUGGUAAUCCUGAUGGAGGAUUUGCAGAGCGAGCCUAGGAAGCCAGGAUGCUGGGUGGGAAGGGCCAGAAGAAGCCUAGAGAGUCUCUCGUGUGAUGGCUGAUAAGCUCCUCUCCUUGGUGGGGGCGGGGGGUACCCUGAACAGAUGUUACCCCUCUGCUUCCUCUUCCCCCCAGAGUUCCUGUCCAAGGCUUCCAACAAGAAUCUGCAACAUUGAGUUCUGGGGGGGGGGGGGUCACCUUUACUUUGCCAGAACCACACUUUCCAGGUAUAGAAGGACAGCUAGGAGGAGAACUGAAAACUAGACAGCAUUUUGUCUAAGCACCUGAUUUUCUCACAGGGAAACUGAGGUGUAGGCCUGUUAGAGCUCAGUAACUGGCUAGCUGAACACUGGAAAUUGAACCAGGGUCUUCAGGCUCUUGGCUCAGUGCCUUUUCCAUGGUCCCGAGCCGUCUCCUGGUCAAGUUGUGCUGCAGCAGCAUUGCUAGCUGUGUGAUCAGCUAACUCCUCGUGAAAAAGGAACUUGUGUGUCUCUCAGAAAGGUAUUUGUGAACACACUAAAAACGAAUGGAACUGUAUCUACUUUAAAAGGAUGUCGCAACGUGGUGAAUGCCCUAAAAACCACCGAGCUGUAUAUAUUUUAAAAGGAUGAAUUUUAUAGUAUUUGAAUUGUAUCGCAAUGUAAAAAAUAACCUUCGUAGUAAAAAAGUUGAAAUAUGUAUUUUAAAGCUGUAGUAUAUGUUUAAAUGUAGUACAGAAAAUAACAUAUCAGAGACAUGAAAAUGAUUUAUGUGACCAGCUUAUUUAUGUGCAGACCUGAUGGCAAAGCUGCUUUUGUCUUUUCUGUGCAAAAUAGUAGAGUAUCUUGUAAGAUGAACUGUUAAAACUCUUAGCAUUUGCAAUAAUCUGUGUGAGUUAGAAUUUGCUCAACACUGUAAAUCAAAGUGAAAAUCAAAUAAGCUGGAUGUUAAUAUAAGAACGCAGUUCCCGACAAGAUAAAUAAACCAUAGAAAGAUG